Molecule: messenger RNA, 1530 nt
Organism: Batrachochytrium dendrobatidis JAM81
Lineage: Eukaryota; Fungi; Chytridiomycota; Chytridiomycetes; Rhizophydiales
Exons: 4
Coding region: 1-1530 (509 amino acids)
Biological process (GO): cell surface receptor protein tyrosine kinase signaling pathway; protein phosphorylation; cell differentiation
Cellular component (GO): extrinsic component of cytoplasmic side of plasma membrane
Molecular function (GO): non-membrane spanning protein tyrosine kinase activity; signaling receptor binding; ATP binding
Source: RefSeq, a predicted model, not a curated record
AUGCAUUUGGCCAUGAAAAAUAUAUUUUUCAGUACUAUACCAGCAUCUUUGAGGUCCAUCAAGAAUAGCAUUGGUCAAAUUCAACCCAACCGAAUAGCUCUUGGAACUCUUGGAAUGCAUACUGGCUUGUUUAUAGUGGCAUUUGCCAAGCAAAUCCAGACAUCAGACCCAUCAGUAGAAUCCAGUAUGCCCAUGUUUAUUACUAUCGGACUUUUACUAGAUCAUAUCUGCCAUUAUUUGGAGCAGCUAGCACAGAAAAGCCUGUUGCAGCAAAUAUUACAAAUGGACAGUACAGCCAAUGCGCUUUUGCUAUUUGACAUUAGACUGAUUGAGCUGAUCGAGGACAUGAAUUUGACCAUCUCUUAUGAAGAACACUCCAUGGCUUUAGCAUUGAAGCAAGAUAGCAAGGAUUUUUCUCGCCUAGUCCUUAGCCUGGGCUCAAGUACACAAAUAUCGACAAACUUUUUGGAAACUCUACACGAUAUUGAGAUAUUUACAGAAUCCCGCAUGUCUGAGCUCCCUGCCACUGAAAAGGCAAAGAUGGAAAAGAUACUUUCCAAUGUAUCCAAACUUCUUGCUAAAAAGAUACACAGACUAGUUUCUUCGACAAAAACAUGGUCGAUCCAAAGUAGCGGUGUGCAUAUUUUGACAAACGAUCAUCUAAAAACAACUCAACUUGGAGACUUGUAUCAUGGAGUUUGGAAUGGUGCUCGUGUUGUGGUCGAAGUCAUAACUGGAGUAGUGAAUAGCCAUAUUGCAAAAUUGAUAGAAAUCGAUGCUGACAUGUGGUUUCCGCUUGAGCAUCCUCAUAUUUCUAAACUUAUGGGUGUAUGCUUGAAUGUCGAGCAUCCAUUUAUUGUCACUCGUCCUAUUAUGUGCACACUAUCCCAUCAUCUCAAGCAUUCUUUGCCUCUAGACGCACUGGCUUGCAAUAAUAUCGUUGUGUCUGUUGCCAUGGGAUUGUAUUAUUUGCAUACACUUUCCGAGCCAGUUAUUCAUGGGAAUCUAGAUACAGAAAACAUAUAUUUAGAUCAUGAUGGGAUUGUGUGCAUAUCUGGAUUUGGAAUGCUUCAGACUAUUAAAGAGUUGUAUAAAGAAAACAGUGAUUGUCGUGAUUUAAAUCGGGUAUCUCCUAAAUAUCUUACCAAGGACUAUCAGCCCAGUCUUCCUAUGGAUAUAUACGCGUUUGCAAGCGUAUGUAUGGAGGUUUAUUCUAGCCAAUCAUGUUCACCUAAUUCCUCAAAUCAUUCGAUCAAGCAUUUACCUUCUGGUGAACCAUUGCUUCCGGUACAGUCGAAGCAUGUUCCAGAUUUGUUAUGGGAAACGUUGAAGGCGUGUUGGAACCUGGAACCUUCUAAACGACCCAGUAUUAAAACAAUAAUGCUGAUUACUCGACAACUGCCAAACUCUUUGAACAACAUUUCACCAUUAGCUACCAGCUCAUUUCCAUCACCUGCUAUGCAUUUUGAUUGUAUCAAUCCACGCGAUCCGCUCAUGUCUAGUAUUUUAAAACUGAAUCUUUGUACAUAG